UGCGCAAAACUGAAAUAUUAGGAACAUUUUAGCCCUUGCAUUGGUGACUUGCUGCGACUGCUAUUUAUUUCUUGCCGAAAUCGGAGAUACUGAACAGAAGUAAACUUUGACAAAAUUAGGUGAUCUUGUUAUUUUUACGGCGCAUGGUAUUGAUGUGAUUUGAAUCUAUAUCCAAUUCAAAUUGUAAAAUAAAUUUUAUUGGAAAUUUUGCUGAUCAGUUGGCCAGGUAUGCAUAUGCUUAUCUACCAAGCUGCCUUAACAGCAGUAUUAGGAUCAUUAAUUUUCAACGUUUCCUCAGCAACUGAUAUUGAUCUGGCUGAAGAGAAAUAUGGAGUGAAAUUUGCAACGAGAUGUGAAGCAUGCAAAAUAGUGGCAGCGGAACUUGAGGACCAGCUACAGAAGACUGGCAAGACUCAUGAUGUUAUUCAAACUGGCUAUCACCUUGAUGCAGAUCCCAAAUCAAAGAUUACGACAAAAUAUAGAAAAUCCGAGCUCCGACUUUUGGAGGUUUUAGAAGAUGUGUGUGAAGGUAUCCUCUCGUACAAUGUGCACAAGGAGCGGACAGACAGCACACGCUUUGCCAAGGGCCGCAGUCAGACCUUCCAGACUCUCCACAACCUUGUUGACAAAGGCGUCAAAGUGGACCUUGGAAUCCCACAUGAACUGUGGGAUAAACCCAGUGCAGAAAUAACCGACCUGAAGAACAAGUGUGAUGCGCUGAUAGAGGACUUUGAGGAGGUGAUCACGCAGUGGUACAAUGAGUACCAGGAGGCCAUCCCCCUGUCUACCUUCCUCUGCUCGCGCCACGUGCUAGCAAAGGACGACGACGCGUGCCUCUCGGACCCGCCGGCGGCUCCCGUGCGCGACGAGCUCUGACACGUGGCGCCCGAGAUCGUGGACCCGCCGCCGCCUGGACGCUCAUAUUGACGUGGCAGACCGCUACUGGCCGUGCUGAACUGGUAACUGAGACAAUGGUGGUGCGUUGGGAUCAUGUGGGCUCAGUCGGUAGGCCCAGCUCAGUAUUUAUUUGUUUGAAACCGGUUUUAAAACUGAGCAUGAAAGUUAAGUGUUCAGGUGGAACUGCCAGUGAAGUCGAAAUCAAUUUUAAUGCCUGACGAGUCGUUAGUUCCGUAUUCCCAAUAGAUUGAUUUCAUUUGAGUGAUUCUUCCGUACGUGAUUGAGAUCAGAGAUGUGUCGCAAGUUGAAUCAUUUUACCAGUAGGUACCAAUUCGUCAUUUUUUACACAUCAUCUGUAUAUUAAAUGUGUAUCUACGCUUACAUCAUUUAGUGUUUUGUGCGUCUGUAUGCUUAUGAGCUUGAUCUCUUGCUGGUGUAUCAAUAUACAAGGUACAUGACAUUUUA
This is a messenger RNA of Amphibalanus amphitrite, 1362 nucleotides long. Its product is annotated as protein canopy homolog 3-like. Gene Ontology annotation, cellular component: endomembrane system. The record is from RefSeq and is a predicted model, not a curated record. Lineage: Eukaryota; Metazoa; Arthropoda; Thecostraca; Balanomorpha; Balanidae. The transcript is spliced from 5 exons. Gene Ontology annotation, molecular function: signaling receptor binding. Bases 229 to 876 code for a protein of 215 amino acids.